AGCCGCGGGUGGAGAUGCGCUUCUGGACUUGGUGGCUUUUGGCGCUGCUUCUGCAGGCCCUGCCGCCCGCCGGCGCCUCGGAGGACUCCAGUACAGCCGGUCCUCCUGGCCCUGGGCCCAGGCACUGGAGCUAUGCAGACAAGGCACAGUGGGCAUCCAAUUUCCCCGACUGCGGGGGCAGCAUGCAGUCACCAAUCAACAUUGAGACGUCCACCACCCUCUUUGCCCCCCAGCUGAAGCCCUUCCAGCUUUCUGGUUACAACCUGCCCCCCGAAGAGACACUCAGCCUCCAGAACAACGGGCAUACCAUCGUUCUGGGCCUGCCGGCCAACGUGUCUAUAUCCGGAGGUGGGCUCCCAGAGGCCUACCUGGCGGCCCAGCUGCACCUGCACUGGGGGUCCCAGGGGGGGCCUGGCUCUGAGCACACCGUGGAUGGCCACCACUUUGCUGGGGAGAUUCACGUUGUCCAUUACAACUCCCGCUUUGGCGGCAUCAAGGAGGCGGCAAGGGAGCCAGGGGGCUUGGCUGUGCUGGCUGCAUUUCUGCAGGCUGGAUCAGAGGAGAAUGAAGCUUAUCAGCACAUCCUUGAAUCUUUGGAUGAGGUCCAUGAGGAAGGAGAGGAAGCCUCAAUAGCGGGGUUUGAUAUAGCCAAGCUGCUUCCAGACAACCUCCACUUCUACUUCCGCUACAACGGUUCCCUGACCACACCGCCUUGCUAUCAGACAGUGAACUGGACCAUCUUUAACCAGACGGUUCUGCUGUCCCAAGGGCAGAUCUCAGUGCUGGAGGAAAGUCUUCUUGGGGAUGAGGAGGAGCUGAUCCAGGGCAACUUCCGCCUGCCCCAAAGCCUGCAUGACCGGAGAGUGCUGGCCAGUUUCCUGAUGCCCCCUACAGCAGCAGCAGCACCGCCAGCUGCUGAGCCACCAGAUGGCGGCAAGCAGGAAAGCGCCUCCCUCCUCACAGGGGAGCUGCUGGCUAUCGUGUUUGGGGGGCUCUUUGUGGUCACCGCCGUGGCCUUCCUCCUCUAUGCCCGCAAGCACCGCCAGAGGCCGGACGCCCCCGCAGCCAAGCCCAGCCGCAUCUACCUGCCCGCCACCCCUGAGGAGCCCACCGGCGAAGGAGACGCAAGCCAGGCCAGCUGA
This is a messenger RNA of Heteronotia binoei (common prickly gecko), 1142 nucleotides long. It is a transcript of the gene CA9, whose product is annotated as carbonic anhydrase 9. The transcript has 11 exons. Gene Ontology annotation, cellular component: plasma membrane. Gene Ontology annotation, molecular function: zinc ion binding; carbonate dehydratase activity. The record is from RefSeq and is a predicted model, not a curated record. NCBI's taxonomy places the organism in Eukaryota, Metazoa, Chordata, Lepidosauria, Squamata, Gekkonidae. Bases 15 to 1142 code for a protein of 375 amino acids.